UUUGUUGUGUUUAUAUAUUGCGACUCAGGGCGAAACUGUGAUAAAACCUCGAAAUUGAAACGAAAUUUAGUCAGUCACAAAAAUUACAAGUGUCAAGAUGUCUCUGGUCAGCGAUGAAGAGUGGGUGGAGUACAAGUCCAAGUUCGACAAGAGCUACGAGUCUGAGGAGGAUCAGAUGCGUCGUGAACUGUACGCAAAGUCCAAGGCCCGCAUUGAUGAACACAAUCAGAAAUUCGAGAAGGGGGAAGUGACCUGGAAAAUGGGCAUUAACCAUUUGGCUGACCUCACUCCUGAAGAAUUCGCCCAGCGCUGUGGCAAAAAGCCUCCAAAUUAAGUACCAGAAUCUCAGCCAAGGAUAAUUUUAAAGCAGUGAUUUUUUAAAGACAGUAAUCUCUCUGUAUUUUUAGUAAUUUGCAUUUGUAUUUUUAAUGUUUUUCGUUUACCCACCCCCAAAAUAAACAAUAAAUCAGCUGUUUUGUACAUUUCAA
Molecule: messenger RNA, 488 nt
Organism: Drosophila suzukii
Lineage: Eukaryota; Metazoa; Arthropoda; Insecta; Diptera; Drosophilidae
Gene: cer
Product: crammer
Source: RefSeq, a predicted model, not a curated record